Messenger RNA from Paramecium tetraurelia, 1128 nucleotides. RefSeq lists its product as uncharacterized. The transcript has 5 exons. The record is from RefSeq and is a predicted model, not a curated record. Lineage: Eukaryota; Ciliophora; Oligohymenophorea; Peniculida; Parameciidae.
AUGAUGAAUUUAAAACCACCUAAAAGUUAAACUGAUAGUGCAUCGGAUAAUGGUAGUGUUAACAAAAUCAGUGACAAACAAAAGAUAUCGACUCUCAGAAAGGCAGUAUUGGAUUUAAGGGAAGAGAAAUCUCAAUUAAUGAAGCAGAUAGCAGAAUUAACACUAAAAAAUAAUGAACUAAUUAAGGAAAGAGAAGAUAUAGAAGAGAAGCAUAAUACUAUGAUGAGGGAUUAUUAACGUUAAUCAACAAUGAAUUCCUCUAGUUUAACGCAGUCUUUUCAUCAAACAGAACCUAUUCAUACUAGUGGUGAUUAAUCUAAAUAAAUAACUAAAUUCAAACAAGAAUUAGAGUCAACCAUUGCUAAUUAUGAAGCUCGAUUUUCUAUUUUGUAAACUGCCUAUAAGGAGAUAGAACGUGAUUUGAAGAACAAAGAGAUAUAAAAUUAGAAAUUGAUGAAGGAUGCUGAUGAAAAGACAGCAUUAAAUAAUUAACUCAAAAAGAACAUAGAAGAUAUUGAGAGAGAUUUAUUUAACAAAAUUAAGGAUUUAAAAGCUGAGAAGUUGGAAAUUCAAUUGAAAUUGAAGACUUUAGAUAAGGAUAUGCAAUAGAAAGAUGAAGAAUUGAGAGUGUUACAUAAAGGAUUGGAUGAUUCUAGAUUUACAGUGGCUCAACUAUAAGGAGAACUUGAAGAAACGAGGGGCAAGUUUCUUCAAUAUAAACUCAUUUUGCAUAAUUAAUUUUUGGAUAUUGAUUGUCUAUUUAUCUUAAGACAAAAUCUGUUUAAUGAUUACAUAUUCGAAAUAGAAACAGCAGCUUAGAAAUUCUAAUAUAAGGCUACUGACAUUACAGAUUUGAAGAUUAAGGAUGAAUCCUCAUUUCUUUUGACUGUUAAAUCAAGAAGCAAAGAAGAAAUCUUCAAAAUUACACCCAAUCAGGAUUUAAAGAAGAUUUGUAAAUCAAUUAAAAACUUUCUAUUAAAAGUUUAGCAAUACUAAAUCAAUUAGUAGCAGACUCAAGUACAGAGUCCAAGAAACAAUGGUCUCUUGGGUGGACUCAUGUCUAUUUUUGGAGGUAGUACAUCAUCAAAAAGUGGAAGCAACACAAAUAGUGAAAUAAAACAAAAAUGA